This is a messenger RNA of Colossoma macropomum (tambaqui), 1278 nucleotides long. It is a transcript of the gene msc, whose product is annotated as transcription factor 21. The transcript has 4 exons. Lineage: Eukaryota; Metazoa; Chordata; Actinopteri; Characiformes; Serrasalmidae. The record is from RefSeq and is a predicted model, not a curated record. Gene Ontology annotation, biological process: regulation of transcription by RNA polymerase II; developmental process. Gene Ontology annotation, molecular function: DNA-binding transcription factor activity, RNA polymerase II-specific; protein dimerization activity; RNA polymerase II transcription regulatory region sequence-specific DNA binding. Bases 234 to 692 code for a protein of 152 amino acids.
CAGAGUUUAAAUGAACUUGGAGGAAGAAGGAGCACACAUGUAAAGAGCACUCAGAGAGACAGACAGAGCACAAAAAACUCAGAGAGUGACCUGCAGCGAGGAGCUUCAGCAAAAAACAGCACUGAAAGAAAAAAACAUCUGCGAGAGUGACAAGCUUCAGCAAGAGCUGCAAACGAAAGAGAGAGAAUAAUAAAGAAAAGAAAAUCUCCAUCUGCUCUGUGUGUCCAGUCGUGAUGUCCACUGGUUCGGUCAGUGACCUUGAGGAUGAAGUGUGCUGUGGGCGUGUGGAGAGUUCCGGACCCCACACUCCCCCUCUGUGCCGGUCUGUAGAUUCUGAGGACGAUGAUGUGGGCAGUGCUGCAUGUGAAGGCGUGAAGGGUCAGCCGUCGCGGCGUGUGCAGCGCAGUGCAGCGAACGCACGUGAGCGUGCACGGAUGCGCGUGCUAGGGCGGGCGUUCACCCGUCUGCGGACCACCCUGCCCUGGGUGCCCCCUGACACCAAACUGUCCAAACUCGACACACUGCGGCUUGCAGCCAGCUACAUCACACACCUACGACAGCUACUGCAGGAGGACACACACACCAGCUCGCUGCACCCCCCUGCACUGAGUUGGCCGUUCAUGGUGUCAGGAAGACCAGAUGAAACCAAAGAGAUCUCAGCAGCGCUCAGACUGUGUGGAGCUACGGCAUAGACAUCUAUCUAUUCUCUCUCUCUCUCUCUCUUUCUCUCUCUCUCUCUCUCUCUCUCUCUCUCUCUCUCUCUCAGAGUAACUUCUUUAAUUGUAUUUCAUAAGCAAAGCUUAAAGUUACACUGGCAAUAGUUCAUAAGCCAUGAUAAGUAAUAAUAAGCUAUAAGUUGCAUAUUUGCCAUUACUUACUGUCAUUCAGUACUGAAUUUUACAAAAAUUGCCAAAUUUCUCUUUAGACCCAUUCCUUUAUGCGCAAUGAUGGAUCAAAGCUGGCCACUUUGUCAAAAAAUCCAGCCAUUUGCAAUGAUUUUAGGUAAUUUACCAGCUACAGUGCACAGUAUCAUCAAAACAUUCAGUGAAGUCAGAGAAAUCUCAUAAAUACAUAAAGGAAAAAGGCGAAAAAUAUUAAUGAAUGCCUGUGACCUUGGAACCUUCAUACAGCACUGCAUUAAAAACUGGCAUGAUUCUUCGAUAUAUAUCUCCACAUGGGCUCGGAGUUGCUUUAACAAAGCAAUCAAUGAACGCUAUCCAUCACUGCUUGCAUAAAUGCAAGUUAACACUGUAACAUGAAAAGUACCAUCCAGAUUGU